Messenger RNA from Daphnia magna, 1739 nucleotides. RefSeq lists its product as uncharacterized. Gene Ontology annotation, biological process: signal transduction. Bases 267 to 1367 code for a protein of 366 amino acids. Lineage: Eukaryota; Metazoa; Arthropoda; Branchiopoda; Diplostraca; Daphniidae. The transcript has 12 exons. The record is from RefSeq and is a predicted model, not a curated record. Gene Ontology annotation, cellular component: cytoplasm.
ACUUUUAAGGUUCUCAUUCCACGCCAAGUGGCUCAGUGCAAAUCGAUAGGGGAGCGUGCGCUGUCUUCGAAGGUCUCUUUUUCCUGUCCUCCAACAAAAGUCUUGGAAUAACGGGAGAGAACACAAGCAGGAUCGCAACCACAGAUCCAGUCUUUCUCCGGAGCUUCCACCGUCAACAGAUUGAAUUUUUUUGUGUUCCGCUGGUGUGUGCCGUGCUGCUGUGGCGAUCAAGUGGUGUCUAAAAGUUGUUCUUGGUCCACAGAAUCAUGGCGACAGAAAGCACUUUUAAGAACGGCGACGCGGUGCACGUCGACAGUCCAGAGCCUGUACAGAAAAAGAUCGUCAGCACUAGCAACUGCGGACUUUUGACUGUUCACAUCCAGGGAUCGCUGCAACAUGUCAACUCCAAGCCCGUUUUCCUGACUGUUCACGACAUGGGAUCGAAUCAUGAUGAAUUCAUCAAGUUUGUCGAUCACCCGUCGAUGCUCGACGUCAAAGAGCGGUCCAUCUUCGUUCAUGUCGACUUACCGGGUCAAGAAGAUCAUGCAGCCGAUCUGCCUGAAGAUUUCCAGUUUCCGGAUAUGAGGACUAUCGGUCACGGAUUGGUCGAUAUCCUAGACGCCCUGUCUAUCCCUUACGUCAUCGGACUAGGCGAAGGAGCCGGUGCCAAUAUUCUAGCGCGAUUUGGCAUGGAUUAUCCUGAACGCAGCCUCGGAUUGAUCCUGAUUCAUUGCACGUCUACCGUCGCUGGUGUUAUGGAGUACUUUCGUGAUAAGCUGAUCAACUGGAAGCUGGCUCACGUCGGAAUGAAUCCCACUGCAGAGCAAUAUUUGGUCUUUCACAAAUUUGGACGUUCGUUGGAAGAGCAACUGGAACAGUCUGAGAACAAAGAAAAGGUGAUCACCGAGUACCAACACAAGUUGCGCAGUACCAUCAAUCCCAAGAAUCUACGCCGCUAUGUGGAAACCUUUCUCAAUCGGACGGAUUUAAGCGAAGUGCUCGAGUCGCAGCUCAAGACUGACGUCAUGCUGGUGGCCGGAAGCUUGGCUUCUCAUUUACAUACAGUACGCACCAUGGCCAAUCACAUGAACAAAACGAAAUCGACGCUCGUCUUAAUUGACGGAGUAGGCGACGUUCUCAUGGAAGCUCCGGAGAAGUUUGCGCACAACUUAGUUCUCUAUGUCCAGGGGCUUGGAAAGUUGAGCUCCCUUUCGGUAACUGGAAGUUGGAGCUCGCGCAGUCGCACCACAUCGCAAAGCUCUGACGCCCAAGACUUGGAGGCUGGUCGCCGACGAUCCCGUGCGAUGUCCAUGGAGGAGUAUGAUAUCCCCAACGUACGACGUCUUAGUCUGGCUAAAAAGGAAUGAUAACUAUAAGCAACAGCAGUACAAAUAUCGAAUAUCGAUGACAUCGUAAAAAGUAUAUUUCGUUUUCUGCUGGUUAACUUUACUUUAGAAAGCAAUUUUCUUUCCCUUGCGACUAUAUAUAUAGUAUAUAUAUUUGGUUGCUUAUAGAAAAUAGUUUAUAACUUUCUUUCAUGUGGUAUACGUUCGAUUAGUAUAGUCAUUCUCCCUAUUGCCAUAUUUCCUGAUCGUCAAACCUUUGGCACUGGAACGAGUUCUGUUUUGUUCUUAGUUUAUUUCGGUUUUUCUCUUCUCCGCAAAAGAAGACAACAAUUUCAUGUAGCGGUUGAGAUACCGUAAAGAUUCAGCGAAAUAAAAGCCAUUGUUUUCCUUAUA